AUGCCCAAUAUCCGACCGUUAUGCUCUGAGUUAGAGAAAAAGGCAAGAGAUGAAUUGAACGAAAUACCAGAGCGCAUCGAUGAAGAUUUGGCCGCACUCCGAGCAUGGCUGGCAAAAAGUCCCCAUAUCAAGGCGCGCGACGAUGACCAAUUUUUGCUGACAUUUUUGAGAGGUGCAAAACACAGCCUCGAACGGGCUAAGGAAAAGCUCGACAUGUACUACACAGUGCGAACGGCGCUACCGGAAUUGCUGAAAAACCGUGACCCGUUCGACGAGAAAAUGGCAUGUCUUCUAAGGUCAGGAUCGUGUCUUCCGCUACCAUUAACGGACACACCGGGUGGUCCUCGCAUUGUACUCCUUAGACCCGGUGUUACCGAUCCUAACAAGUUUACUAUUUAUGAAGCGUUUAAAUGCAAUUCCAUGAUAUUUGAUAUAAUGCUGAAGGAAGAUGACAACCUUGGCAUAGCAGGACAGUUAGCACUCGGUGACAUGGCAGGCAUGACAUUGUCUCAUCUAGGACAGGUUAACCCGAGUUUAUUGAAAAAGAUGUCUCUGUUAAAUCAAGAGGCGUCGCCUCUUCGAAUGAAGGGGGCCCAUCAUCUCAACGUACCGGCUGGAUUUGAAGCAAUUUUUAACGUAUUCAAAGGGUUUAUGAACGAAAAAAAUCGAUCUCGGAUAUUCGUGCACGGAAGCAACUUCGAAGCACUCUACCAGUACAUUCCAAAACGGCUUCUGCCGGAAGAAUACGGCGGUGAAGCGGGACCAAUACAGGCAAUCAUUGACGAGUGGGUCAAGAAAAUUGAAAACUACCGCGAUUAUUUCAAAGAAGAGGAUCAGUACGGUACGGAUGAAAGAAAGCGACCGGGAAGACCAAAGAAUGCCGAAAGCCUUUUCGGCAUCGAGGGGUCUUUUCGAAAGUUGAAUGUUGAUUGA
Sabethes cyaneus is the source of this 933-nucleotide messenger RNA. Its product is annotated as alpha-tocopherol transfer protein-like. Lineage: Eukaryota; Metazoa; Arthropoda; Insecta; Diptera; Culicidae. The record is from RefSeq and is a predicted model, not a curated record. The coding region runs from base 1 to 933 and encodes 310 amino acids. Gene Ontology annotation, molecular function: phosphatidylinositol bisphosphate binding. The transcript has 2 exons. Gene Ontology annotation, cellular component: membrane.